AGAGAGUCGAGCUGAGGGAGAGCCAGAAAAAAGCCAAGGCAAAAGGCAAUGACAGUAGCGGCGGGGAUCGGAUACGCCUUGUUGGCGCUUGGCCCUUCCAUCUCCCUCUUCGUCUCCGUUAUCUCCAAAAAGCCCUUCUUGAUCCUCACCCUCCUCUCUAGUACACUGUUAUGGCUCAUAAGCCUGAUCAUCUUGUCUGGAAUAUGGAGGCCAUUUCUUCCUCUGAGUUCAACCACAUGGUGGCCAUAUGGGAUUCUUAUUUUCACCGCGGUUGCUUUCCAAGAAGGUCUCCGGAUUCUCUUCUGGAAGAUCUAUAAGAGAUUAGAAGAUACAUUGGAUGCUUUUGCUGAUAGAGUAUCAAAACCACGCCUCUUUUUGACAGAUAAGAUGCAAAUUGCUCUGGCUGGAGGGUUGGGUCAUGGUGUUGCUCAUGCUGUGUUUUUCUGUCUCAGCCUCUUAACACCAGCAUUUGGUCCUGCAACAGCUUUCGUUGACAGGUGCUCACAGAUGCCAUUUUUCCUAGUUUCUGCGGUCAUUGCUCUUGCAUUCGUUACAAUUCACACUUUCUCAAUGCUUAUUGCAUUUAAUGGAUAUGCGGAAGGGAAUAAAGUGGACCAGUUUUUUGUUCCUAUUGUUCAUCUUGCAUCAGGAAUGGUGACACUGGUUAAUUUUGCAUCUGGGGGUUGCAUCAUCGGCGUUCCUCUACUGUACUUUCUCACAAUUUUGACCCUACUUCAUUGCGGGAAAAUGGUGUGGAGAAGGUUGACAGAAAAUCGAAGCAGACCUGGUAGUUGAUACUUUCUGGCAAAAGAUGUGUAAAAUCUCUCAUUUCUUAACUCAGCUGUAUAGUUCCUUUUUCUCACUCUGUCAACUAAAAUGAUUCAGUGGUGAUUCAAAAUCUUUAAUGAAGAAAUAUUCUGUUCUUGCAUCAUAGCAGCAGGAAAGACAACAUUGUGCUA
Ziziphus jujuba (common jujube) is the source of this 959-nucleotide messenger RNA. RefSeq names its product gamma-secretase subunit APH1-like. Gene Ontology annotation, cellular component: membrane; gamma-secretase complex; endoplasmic reticulum. Bases 49 to 795 code for a protein of 248 amino acids. Gene Ontology annotation, molecular function: protein-macromolecule adaptor activity. Gene Ontology annotation, biological process: protein processing; positive regulation of catalytic activity. The transcript is spliced from 6 exons. The record is from RefSeq and is a predicted model, not a curated record. NCBI's taxonomy places the organism in Eukaryota, Viridiplantae, Streptophyta, Magnoliopsida, Rosales, Rhamnaceae.